UAUAUAACUCUGUGUCAGAAGGCCUGUGUGUCUUGAUUGUGUUGCUUUUUCUGUUUCUGCCUCCAUCUGUAUGUCACCAUCAAGCUGCAUGUAUCUGGAUAUUUAGCUAUGUGGUGUGUGUAUGUGAUUAUAUUUGAGUAAGUCUCUAUGUGUGUGUCUGAAUGUAUGUCCCUGUGAGUCUCUGGCUCUGUGACACUCUCAGUCUGAGAAUGUGGGACUAGAUGAGGAGUUCUCUAUGGGUUUGGAACAUGUCUCCGAGUGAAGAUGACCGUUUCUGUGAUCCUGGCUUGCUCUCUCUCACUCUGUCUUUGAGCCUUUGUGAGUUUAUUUCUGAGUUUCUGAGUGUCGGUCCCUGGCACUCCGCUGUUUACUUUACACUGGCUGAGCAUCAACAAUGCUUAGGGUGCCAGGCAGAGGACUUUCUGCCUCAGUUCUGGCACUCCGUGUGAAUCAGAGCUAGUCGACAGAAAGGACCAAGGCUGAAGGAUUUGGGAGCUGUUAGGAUUGAGGCAAAAUGUACAGGAGGGCACGGGAGGCUCUGGGGACUCUGGCGCAUGGCAGUGGUGCCCCUGGCCCUCCUGCAGGUCUGCCUGGCCCUGAGGGAGUUCCCUUUCUGAAGCUGUGGAGCUCGGACGGCCUGCCCUCAACGUGCUGGGCACCUGAAGGUGUCCCUCGAGAGCUUAGUUUUGAGGUUCAAGUCAGUGUGGCCAUGAAGUGGCUGCCUACUGGGCUGAUGCUGUGACCCUGGAGUCUGCCUUUCCUGCCAGUCCCCCUGCCCGGAACAUGUGGCUGUGGCUUGGCCUGCCCUUGCUGUCCCUGAGCCCCCAGCCCACAGUUGGCCGGAGCCUGUGCCUCACCCUGUGGUUCCUCGGCUUGGUGCUGAGGGCCAGUACGCAGGCCCCAGCACCCACAGUCAAUACUCACUUUGGGAAGCUCAGGGGUGCCCGGGUACCAUUGCCCAGUGAGAUCCUGGGGCCUGUGGACCAAUACUUGGGAGUGCCCUACGCAGCUCCUCCGAUUGGCGAGAAACGCUUCCUGCCCCCUGAACCACCCCCGUCCUGGUCUGGCAUCCGGAACGCCACACACUUCCCCCCAGUGUGCCCCCAGAACAUCCACACAGCGGUGCCCGAAGUCAUGCUGCCUGUCUGGUUCACUGCCAACUUGGAUAUCGUCGCCACUUACAUCCAGGAGCCCAACGAAGACUGCCUCUACCUGAAUGUCUAUGUGCCCACGGAGGAUGUAAAGCGGAUUUCCAAGGAAUGCGCCCGAAAGCCCAACAAGAAAAUUUGUAGGAAAGGAGGAUCCGGCGCUAAGAAACAGGGCGAGGACUUAGCGGAUAAUGACGGGGAUGAAGAUGAAGACAUCCGGGACAGUGGCGCUAAGCCCGUCAUGGUCUACAUCCAUGGAGGCUCUUACAUGGAAGGGACAGGCAACAUGAUUGAUGGCAGCGUCCUCGCCAGUUAUGGCAACGUCAUCGUCAUCACCCUCAACUAUCGGGUUGGGGUGCUAGGUUUCCUGAGCACUGGUGAUCAGGCUGCCAAAGGCAACUAUGGGCUCCUUGACCAAAUCCAGGCCCUCCGCUGGGUGAGCGAGAAUAUCGCCUUCUUCGGUGGUGAUCCCCGCCGUAUUACUGUCUUUGGCUCUGGCAUCGGCGCAUCCUGUGUCAGUCUCCUCACGUUGUCACAUCACUCUGAGGGGCUUUUUCAGAGGGCCAUCAUCCAAAGUGGUUCUGCUCUGUCCAGCUGGGCUGUGAACUACCAACCAGUGAAGUAUACCAGCCUGUUGGCUGACAAGGUGGGCUGUAAUGUGCUAGACACAGUGGAUAUGGUGGACUGUCUUCGGCAAAAGAGUGCCAAGGAGCUGGUGGAGCAGGACAUCCAGCCAGCCCGCUACCAUGUGGCCUUUGGUCCUGUGAUUGAUGGUGAUGUCAUUCCUGAUGACCCUGAGAUCCUCAUGGAACAGGGUGAGUUCCUCAACUAUGACAUCAUGCUAGGCGUCAACCAGGGCGAGGGCCUCAAGUUUGUGGAAGGGGUAGUAGACCCUGAGGAUGGCGUCUCUGGCACUGACUUUGACUACUCAGUCUCCAACUUUGUGGACAAUCUGUAUGGAUAUCCUGAGGGUAAGGAUACCCUGCGGGAGACCAUCAAGUUCAUGUAUACAGACUGGGCAGACCGUGAUAACCCUGAGACCCGCCGUAAAACACUGGUGGCACUCUUCACUGACCACCAGUGGGUGGAGCCCUCGGUGGUGACAGCUGAUCUGCACGCACGCUAUGGCUCACCGACUUACUUUUACGCCUUCUAUCAUCACUGCCAGAGCCUCAUGAAGCCUGCUUGGUCUGAUGCAGCUCAUGGGGACGAAGUACCCUAUGUUUUCGGUGUCCCGAUGGUGGGCCCCACUGACCUCUUCCCCUGCAACUUCUCCAAGAAUGACGUUAUGCUCAGUGCUGUUGUCAUGACCUACUGGACCAACUUUGCCAAGACCGGGGAUCCCAACAAGCCGGUCCCCCAGGACACCAAGUUCAUUCACACCAAGGCCAACCGCUUUGAGGAAGUGGCCUGGUCCAAAUACAAUCCCCGAGACCAGCUCUACCUUCACAUCGGGCUGAAACCGAGGGUCCGUGAUCAUUACCGGGCCACUAAGGUAGCCUUUUGGAAACACCUGGUGCCCCACCUAUACAAUCUGCAUGACAUGUUCCACUAUACGUCCACAACCACCAAAGUGCCGCCCCCGGAUACCACCCACAGCUCCCAUAUCACCCGGAGGCCCAACGGCAAGACCUGGAGCACCAAGCGGCCAGCCAUUUCCCCUGCCUAUAGCAAUGAGAACGCCCAAGGGUCCUGGAACGGGGACCAGGAUGCAGGGCCACUCUUGGUGGAGAACCCUCGUGACUACUCCACUGAAUUAAGUGUCACCAUCGCUGUCGGGGCCUCCCUCCUGUUCCUUAAUGUUCUGGCCUUCGCUGCCCUCUACUACCGUAAGGACAAACGACGUCAGGAGCCCCUGCGGCAGCCUAGCCCUCAGAGGGGAACCGGGGCCCCCGAAUUGGGAGCUGCUCCUGAGGAGGAGCUGGCAGCAUUGCAGCUGGGCCCCACUCACCAUGAGUGUGAGGCUGGUCCCCCCCACGACACACUGCGCCUCACUGCGCUGCCUGACUACACACUGACCCUGCGACGCUCCCCUGAUGACAUUCCACUCAUGACUCCCAACACCAUCACUAUGAUCCCCAACUCCCUGGUAGGGCUGCAGACGUUGCACCCCUAUAAUACCUUUGCCGCGGGAUUCAACAGUACUGGGCUGCCCCACUCACACUCCACUACCAGGGUAUAGCUCCAGCCAGAGCACAGCCUAUCUCCUGCUCCCUCCCUCCCAGAUCCACGAACACACAUGUGCACCUGCGUGCACAUACACACACACACACACACACGCACGCACGCACACAGACACGUACAGACAUAUAUGUAUACGCACGCAGCCACACCCGACAGACAGCAGACCCACCUGCACAAACAUAGACAGAUGUGGACAUGCACCCGUAUGUACAAAAACACAAAUAAGGAAGUAAACCUGAACCAACCCUUCAAAUGGGGACGCAAGUGAGUCCUUGGGAAACUGAAGACCCGUGGAACAGCAGCUGAAGCCAGCUCCCUGAGUCUGACCACAGACAUUCCUGGGGGCCCGAAAGCACCAGCUGGACACCCCCUUGGUGCUCGCCCUCUGCCUCCCUUGGAACUGCACCACCGACCAACUCCAGACUUGGGAGCUUUAAAGAGCAGGGCAGCUCUUUCUCCCCCAGACUUGGUCUUUUUUCUGGGUCUUGUUUUUGUUUCUGUUUUUUAAAAUUUUUGGAACAAAAGCUUCUUCAAUCUGUGAGUGCAAAGAACUCUGGAAGGGGAGGGCCCCAGGACCAGGGCUCUCUGGCUCUGGAACCCCCAGUGCUCACACGAUCUGACCAAGAAACGGGACCCUGAAACAGAUUUGAGCAAGACCGCUGCGUGGAAGGAGGAAGGGGUGACCGCUGGACAGGGUUGGAGGGCCAUAGGGGAGAACUCUCCAGCCAUCUCUGUGUCCCUGUGAGGGGCUGCAGAGACCACAGGGUAGAUUUGCCGAACGAGGUUCUGUGGAGGCCAAGUCAUUAGUGGCCCCCCCGGGUAUAAUCUGGGUUCUGCCUCUGCCCUUGGGGUAAUGCUAUCAGAAAUUCACCCCAUUUUCUUUACGGAGUCUCUUUUGUGUCUGUCAUUUCUCUUUCAAAAAGGCGUUGUUUUUUGUUGUUGUUGGCUUUUUUUUUUUAAAGAAAAGUUCUUAAAACACUAACGGAAACCCAUGGAGUUUGUCCUUUGUAAAAAUUUUAAACACAGUGUCUUGAUAUAAAAAUAAAAAAUCCAGUUAGCACUCCCAACUUGCCUCCCUUGCACAGGCCUUGCCCCUGACUUCCCAGCUGGGUGCAGGCUAGGAAUCACAGCAGGUCCCUCCCUCCUAUGCCUUUAAGCUGGUACAAGGCUGGGCUGUGCUCUGCGGGGACCAGCACUGAGGCAUCUCCAACCUUAUGCUGCCCCCACCCUCACCCUGCCCCCCAAGGGUCUGGGUUCCUGCAGCUGAAGCCUUAUCUCAACACCUCUGGCCUCCUAAUGAAAGGGCAAAAAUAACACUUCUGCCUCCACUGCAUGCCAUCACAGCUGCCCGCCACUGCCACCAUUGCCACCACCCUGCCCUCAUCCAGGACUAGGGUCUGGAAGGAGGUUUGACUUCUAACAUGCUGCAAUUCUUACUGGUAUCUGGAUCCAGUGUGCCACCAGAUGUGUGCGCUCCCUGGCCUUGGUCGGCUGGCACAGGAGGGCCCCCUCCUCCCCAGGGAUGCUUCUGUCCUCUUCUGAGAAGUCACUGGGGUCCUGGGAGCAGUUUCUCUCAAAGAUUGUGAUCCGUGGCUCCCUAUCAACCCUGGGGCUCCACAGGGUUGGCAUUGUGGCGUUUCCUAUUAUUCUCAGUGACUUGAAGGACUGAACCAGGAGCCUGCUCACCAAGUAUGACAGUUGGGUGGGGUUGCUGACACCUCAGAAAUCAGGAAUAGAAUUCUUCAAAGUGACCCUGACAAAAUGAGGGAGAUGAACCAACACAACAGGAUGGUGUGCAGAGGACACCAAACCCGAGAACUGACUUGACACACGGUAUAGUUAGGAAAAAGAAAGGGGGUGGUCAGAGUGGGUCACAAUUGAAUGAGUCCAUACUGUAGAACUCGUUUCUCCUCCCUCCCUCCCUUCCUGUUUUCUUUCCAAAACUAAUGUGACUACUAGCAUAUAAUAACAAACAUAUAGCAUGGAGUUGUUGGGAAGUAAUCAGAGUCUGAGGUUUAGAAUUAGAAGUAACCUCAGUCAUCCAGUCCAACCCAGUUAUUUUACAAUUGGGGAAAUGGGCCCAGAAAAGGCCAAUGUCACAGUUAGUGUUAGAAACAGACCUAGAAUGCAGUCCAGAAAUAUAUGACCUUCCUCAUGGUCCUCAGCUUUUUUCACUCUACCUAGCAUCGGUUAGGCCUUUUAAAGCAUUAAUGGGUCUGCCUUUGGUCAACACGUUUGGCGUAUGUGGAAAAGCUGGAGAGAGUCUGGACAAGAGCAGAAACCAUGUGCCAAAGGACUAGCUUUUGUCUUUUUUUAAUUUAGAAAAGAGAGAGAUGAUGAGGUAACAUUCAAUAAUUAUCAAGCACCUAAUAUGUGACAAGUGUGCUAUAUCACCUUCAAAAUUUAAACUCCUAAAUAAGGACAGAGCUGAGGGUCUGUUCUCCAUUUCUUCUGAGAAUGAUAGAGAGAUAAGAUUAAAUUAGAUACAAAGAAAGACUUCGCUGUGGAUAGGAGGUAAUCAUGGCACUUAGUAAGUCCUCAGUAACAGUGGCCAAAUUGAAUGAAUGACUACUGAGGAAAAUACUGGUGUUUUUCUACCUGAAAACAGAGGACUGGGUUACAUGACCUUUCGAGGUCAGAGUCCUCAUUAUUAUAAUCCUUUGAUUGCUCCAUCUCAGAUAUUACCAAACUGGGCCUCUUCUUCUGGAGUGUGUGUGUGUGUGUGUGUGUGUGUGUGUGUGUGUGUGCCUCCAAAUUAGGAGGCUCUCUAUUUGGGGAGGAUUUAGACAUCGCCUCUCCUUGAAGAACACAAGGUGCUAUAGCAGAGCCAGCUCCAAUCCUAGUUGGGACCCAUCUGUUAGAGAUUAUAGUUGGUCUUCACACCUUUGAAAGGGGUGCAUGGAAGAGGUGACCUCCAAGACAGUCAGACCUGGGUCCACGUAGCUCCAGUGUUCUCAGCCCCAUUGCUGAUGGCCAGCCCUGAGCCCAGCUACAAAGCCCAGCUCCUUGUCUGAAGAGGGGCUGAGGACAUACUGGGGUUUUAUUUCAUAUUGCAAAAAUCAUUAGUGCCUCGACUGGGUUCAGCCUGCAUUCCUAGAUUUACCUAGUUUCUAGAUUAGUCCUUUGGGGAACUGGACACAGCGAACUUGUGGUGUGUGUGAAGGGCCAAGCGUUGGUCACUGUGAAAACCUCCAUAGGAAGUACCUAUGGUUUACCAGGACUGUAGGCCGGUCCCUGUGCUAAUUUAUAUACUAUAGAGGGAUAGAAGAUACCCCUUUGGGGUGCACACUGUCAGGAAGACAAAAGUGAACUAUGAUAAAAUGAAUGAAACGCAUAAUCUAGCAUGUCACUUCAAUUGUAUGGUCAAGGUUAAAGGGGCUGGAGAAGUUGCAAGAAAAGCUAUGAGGGGAUUCGGGUGGAUGGAAUAGUGGGCACUCCAACUUAGGAGAAAAGCCUCAGCAAGAGCAGGGAGAUAGGAAGGUCUGAGCAUGCCUGAGGAGCAAGUGAGGGACUAACUUGACUGAAGUAGAGGGUUCGAGUUAAACGACUGGACAUGAAGUUGGAAAGGGAGGUUGUGGAGGUCUUCGCAACAGUAGAAGAGUUUGGGUGUUACUGGGUGAGUGAUAGAACACUCUGACUUCUUUUGCAAAUGGUUUAAUAAAGAGACAACAGGGGCCGGCUGAAUGGCACGUUGGUUAAGAGUUGGCUUGGGAGCACGAACUCUGAGCAGCAGG
This is a messenger RNA of Hipposideros armiger (great roundleaf bat), 7066 nucleotides long. It is a transcript of the gene NLGN3, whose product is annotated as neuroligin 3. Gene Ontology annotation, cellular component: membrane. The record is from RefSeq and is a predicted model, not a curated record. The coding region runs from base 784 to 3330 and encodes 848 amino acids. NCBI's taxonomy places the organism in Eukaryota, Metazoa, Chordata, Mammalia, Chiroptera, Hipposideridae. The transcript is spliced from 8 exons. Gene Ontology annotation, molecular function: neurexin family protein binding.